This is a messenger RNA of Ceraceosorus guamensis, 1175 nucleotides long. RefSeq lists its product as hypothetical. The record is from RefSeq and is a predicted model, not a curated record. Gene Ontology annotation, molecular function: protein binding. The coding region runs from base 73 to 1008 and encodes 311 amino acids. The transcript is spliced from 2 exons. NCBI's taxonomy places the organism in Eukaryota, Fungi, Basidiomycota, Exobasidiomycetes, Ceraceosorales, Ceraceosoraceae.
CGGCAAACGCCCACGUGACGUGCUUGUUUUUUUUGUCUGGUCAAGAAUUCUUGAUGAAGUCAAAUUCUCAAAAUGUCUAGCGACAGGGCUAUUCUCCACUACCGUUUGGGACUUGCAGGACUCACGACUUGCCAUAUACUCACACCUCAACCCAAGGUCUACUCACAUUUCAUUCAAGCACGCUUGGAUAACAAUCUUAGAUUGCGAAAGCGUCACUACGAAUCAAAGCAUCAUCGCUCGAGCGCUCAGCCAAUACCGCACGACACGACACGCCACGACACCAGCCCGCACUAUCCCGGACGGCGCCUAGCGACCAUGACGCUGGGACAAGCAUUGACAGAGGAUGAGGUGGAUGAGAUCCUAUACUGCGCUAGGAUCGGAGACAUCGAAGAGCUCAGAGCUGCGAUUGGACAGAGCACGCUCACACACCAGACAAGCGAGGCUUCACCUGGUCAAAACACCCGGCUCUCGGGUAAAGAAGCGCUGGAUGUGCUGCAAAGAGCAGUGACAGAGGAAGGCAACUCUGCGCUACAUUACGCCGCUGCGAAUGGCCACAUGGCCGUGGUGUCGGAAAUUGUUGCGAGCGCGCCUUUGGACCUUAUCUUGCUGGCCAAUACAUCCGGCAAUACUCCAGUCCACUGGGCAGCUCUCAACGGUCAUCUCCACUGCGUACAAGCGCUCGUCGAUCGCGUAGAGAAUCUUUCGCCCACACCCAGCAUCCCGCCGCCAAGAGCAGAUGGAGAUGGCUCCGAAGCAGGCGAAGAAGAGAGGAAUAGGCGGGCUGCAGAAGCAAGGAGCACAUGGGAUACCAGAAAUAAAGCGGGAAGAGGACCGAUGAGCGAAGCUCAGUUGGCUGGAAAGGAAGAGGUGGUGCAGUGGUUGUUGGGCAGGAUGAUCGGUGGACCCACACCCAGCGCGAGCAAGGAGCAAAUUGGCCAAGAUACGCCUCAAGAUUCUGCUGUGGAAGAGACGAGACAAGGCGUGGAGAAAUCGUCUUUGCAGUCAUGAUGCGGCCGCAGGGAGAUCGACACUCUUACCCCUCGGCGCAUCAAUUUGCUCGAUCCGACCUGACCUCUUCAUCUCUGAAUAGGCGAAGUAGGUUGCUACAACGGUCUACCACAUAAUAGCAUUGUAUAACCUAUUCUCUCACGAUCCCGAGAGGGGGAAUGAUUUGC